Molecule: messenger RNA, 1394 nt
Organism: Neopsephotus bourkii (Bourke's parrot)
Lineage: Eukaryota; Metazoa; Chordata; Aves; Psittaciformes; Psittacidae
Product: transient receptor potential cation channel subfamily M member 3-like
Exons: 6
Biological process (GO): monoatomic cation transmembrane transport
Cellular component (GO): membrane
Molecular function (GO): monoatomic cation channel activity
Source: RefSeq, a predicted model, not a curated record
UACCAGAGGAAAAAACUAACUGCAUAAGUGAAACGAGUGAGAAAUAUUAGGCAAAAGCCAUCUAGGACCAUAUACAGUCCUCAUGUUACAUUAGCUACACUGACUGAAAGAAAAAAAAAUAUUAUUCAUAAGUUUAUAAUUACAAAUUACUAUUUUAAAGGUCCAAAACCCUAUAUGAAUAGCUCCACAUGAGGUCUACAAAAAGAAAGAAAAGGAAAGACUGUAAUUCUUACUUUGAAAUAUAUGAGAAGCCCAUCUCCUGUUCCUGCAGGGCACUAGAACCAGAACAAGUAGCUCACCUGAAGCUGGUUAGUUAAGUAUGUGCUGAACAUCCUAUCGAAUCAGAAAGCACAGAGAUAGAUAAAAGACUUCUUCACUGAAAGACAAUAUGCCUGGCAUCUCAUAGUUGUCUUUACAGGCUUAGUUUUCCACAUUUUUAAGUUGCAGAUGAGAACAUUAUCUUCAGGGGUGGUGAAAGUUUGCUUCAGUUGACAUGAAAGUAUGAAAGUGCUUUGAUCUACCUGUAGAAAAACAUUAUAGAAGCAUGCAAUGCUGGGACGAGGGAAUGGAGAGUCCUCAAGAAAGAAAGAGGAAGAGGAAGUUCAGAGCAGGCACAGACUGAUCCCUGUUGGAAGAAAGAUUUAUGAGUUCUACAAUGCGCCCAUUGUUAAAUUUUGGUUUUACACACUGGCAUAUAUAGGCUACUUGAUGCUUUUCAAUUAUAUAGUGUUAGUGAAGAUGGAUCGCUGGCCAUCUACACAGGAAUGGAUUGUCAUCUCGUACAUUUUCACUCUGGGAAUAGAGAAGAUGAGAGAGAUAUUGAUGUCAGAGCCUGGGAAGUUGUUACAGAAGGUGAAAGUUUGGCUCCAGGAGUACUGGAAUGUUACUGACCUCAUAGCUAUCCUCCUGUUCUCCGUUGGGAUGGUGCUCCGUCUGCAAGAUCUGCCACUGCGGAGUGAUGGACGAGUGAUAUACUGUGUUAACAUCAUUUACUGGUAUAUACGGUUAUUAGACAUCUUUGGAGUAAACAAGUAUUUGGGACCAUAUGUUAUGAUGAUUGGGAAAAUGAUGAUAGACAUGAUGUACUUUGUCAUCAUCAUGUUGGUGGUUCUGAUGAGCUUUGGUGUUGCAAGACAGGCUAUUCUCUUCCCUAACGAGGAGCCUUCAUGGAAGCUGGCGAAAAACAUUUUUUACAUGCCUUAUUGGAUGAUCUAUGGAGAAGUGUUUGCAGACCAGAUAGACCCUCCUUGUGGUCAAAAUGAAACCAGAGAAGAUGGCAAAAUAAUCCAGCUACCUCCCUGCAAGACAGGAGCAUGGAUUGUUCCUGCCAUCAUGGCCUGUUACCUCUUGGUUGCAAACAUCCUUUUGGUGAACCUGCUUAUUGCUGUUUUCAA